This is a messenger RNA of Pelobates cultripes (western spadefoot toad), 288 nucleotides long. The record is from the annotation of a GenBank genome assembly. NCBI's taxonomy places the organism in Eukaryota, Metazoa, Chordata, Amphibia, Anura, Pelobatidae.
AUGGCGGCGAACCGCGAAGAGCUCAACGAUCCGGCACAGGAAAGCUACCAAGAUUGUUGCGCCGCGGCCCAUCACGGAGACCCAUCAACGAACUGCGGUGCCAGAAAUAACCCCAAUCUGGUCACAAGGAACAACCUGUGGGCGCACACAGAGACUCAGAGGACCACCGUUCCUCUUAAAGCCGCAGGACAAUGCGAUACCACUAUCCGGCAUAGGCUGAUACAGGUGCCAGGGCCGCAUAAAGACGAGCUGUUGCCCUUCUGUGACACAACUCUCAUACACCCUUGA